Notechis scutatus (mainland tiger snake) is the source of this 7193-nucleotide messenger RNA. RefSeq names its product zinc finger protein 704 (gene ZNF704). Gene Ontology annotation, molecular function: DNA-binding transcription factor activity; RNA polymerase II cis-regulatory region sequence-specific DNA binding. NCBI's taxonomy places the organism in Eukaryota, Metazoa, Chordata, Lepidosauria, Squamata, Elapidae. Gene Ontology annotation, biological process: regulation of transcription by RNA polymerase II. Gene Ontology annotation, cellular component: nucleus. The record is from RefSeq and is a predicted model, not a curated record.
CGGCGAUUAGCAUUUCAGAGGCAGUCGACUCCAGUCCGGGUUUUGGGGCUGAGGACUAGCGAGCCGCAGGGAAAGGCUAGCAAAAGACCCCGCUCAGUCCGUCCACCCAGCUCUCGCCCGCCCUUUCGCCAACAUCUGGGAAGCGCCGCUGACCUGCAGAGGGGAGCUAUCCCAACAGGGUCCCUAAGUCCCCGCCGGGCCAAAGCGUCCGAUGGCUGCAGCGGCGCGCCCGGCCUUCCUGUCCAGCCCAGCGCAUCCGCUGUAAGCGGCGGCGGCGGCGGCUACACCACCUCUGCUGCCUUGCCGCGAGUGCCUCGGCUGUAGCGGCAACAGCUGCCGCCGCCGCUCCCGCCCCCUUGCUCAGCCUUGCCCACCGCCGAGCCGAGCCGAGCCCACUCGUCCUCGGUGCGGCGCGCUGAGCGGUGCUGGGCGCGGCCAUGCAAGCGCGGCGUCUGGCCAAGCGCUCCAGUCUGGGGAACCGGCGCUUGAACACGGCGGGGCCGCCCUCGGCCGCGCAGCCUUUCCCGGAAUCGGGCGGCCGCGGCAUAGCGAAGACCGAAAACUCCUGGAGACCGCCUCGGCGCGAGGGCUCGGCGGCCGCCCUCGAGGAGGAGGACGAAGAGGAGGACGUGGUGGUGGACGUCGAGGAGGACGACGACGCCGAGGAGGCGGAGGAGCUGGCCGGGUCGGGCAAGGGCCACGCGGCUGCCCGGGUAAGCCUGAAGGUAACCAGCAUAAAACGUGAAAUGACCUUUGCAGCAUUUCAAAAGGAAGACCUAAAAAGUGAUCUAAAUCAAAAACUCUCAGAUCAGCAAUUUUUUGUGUUGGCUAUGAAGGAGGAAGAUUCAAAAACAGCAGACAUCAAAAAAAUUGGCAGAAUUCAUGAUCAUGAAAAAGAAAAUACUCGUUCUAUCUGUCUUCUUGAGCAGAAGCGCAAAGUUGUAUCUUCAAACAUUGAUGUGCCUCCCACAAGAAAAUCUUCCGAAGAAGUGGACAUGGAUAAAGUCACGGCAGCUAUGGUUCUAACUACUUUGUCCACCAGCCCUUUGGUUCGCAGCCCCCCAAUCCGUCCUAAUGAAUCCUUAAAUGGAUCCUGGAAAGAAGGAGGAUUUGUGCCUUCCAGUACCAGUAGCAGUGGGUAUUGGAGCUGGAGUGCUCCAAGUGACCAAUCAAACCCAUCCACUCCAUCACCUCCCCUUUCUGCUGACAGCUUCAAACCAUUUCGAUUACCAUCUCAAACUGAUGAUGGCAUUGACGAGGCUGAAACUAGCAGUCUUCUUUUUGAUGAACCCAUUCCUAGGAAAAGGAAGAACUCCAUGAAAGUAAUGUUUAAAUGCCUUUGGAAAAACUGUGGAAAGGUACUAAGCACUGCUGUUGGCAUUCAGAAACACAUCCGGACUAUUCAUCUUGGACGUGUAGGAGAAUCUGACUACAGUGACGGAGAGGAAGAUUUUUACUACACAGAGAUACGUCUCAACACUGACUCAGUAGCGGAUGGAUUAAAUAGUUUAUCUCCAGUUUCACCCUCUCUAGCAUCUCUUCCUUGUUUUCCAUGCCAAGAUGUGAACAGAAGUGAACUAUCAUGUGCCAAAACAGAUGCUAAAGGGAUGACGCCUCUAAGCCGUUCAGCUCCUACCAACCUCUACCUCAUUCACUCUGACCAUGCUUAUCAGGCUACAGCUCCUGUGAACAUUCCAGGGUCAGCCAAGUUCACUCCCAAUGGAAAAAGCUUUAGCAUCUCUUGGCAGACACCCCCAGUUACCUUCACUGGCCUUCCAGUUUCACCAACUCACGCACGGCAUGUGGGGAUCGGAGAACCAAAGCACCAGAUCCAUGCUGUUCUUUCAUCUCCACCUAGAGCCUCAGUUGGCCUCAGAAAACCUAGAGGAGAGGGCAAGAAAUGUCGCAAAGUGUAUGGGAUGGAGAAUAGAGACAUGUGGUGUACAGCUUGUCGUUGGAAAAAGGCCUGCCAAAGGUUUAUUGAUUGAAGCGCAGAACCAAUACGGAGUUGUGUAUAAUAAGGUUCCCUUGCUGCAACUGUGCAGUGCGACUCUUCCCACCUCCUUGAGCGCUGACGUCUGUUGAAGACUGUCACUCUAAAGCAAAUACAUUCAUUUCAAGGGGAACGACUUCUCAAAAACCUAUAUGCAGCAAUAUAGGAAAAACUUAACAAAAUAUUUACCAAGUCUUGAAUCAGGAGCAGCUAUAUGCAUCUUUCUUUAAAAAAACAGGAACAAAAUCUGUUUUUAAUACCUUGAACAACUUGCCUGUCAGGACAUAUUACAUCAUGAUCAGUAUUUCACCUUUGGAAUCACUUAAAGACAAGAUUGAGUGAUGCUACUUUCCUUAGAAUGAAGUAAAUGAAACACAAAUACAUACGUGCAUACACAGACACACUAAACUUUAGAAAUAAGCUACAUUUUUCUCAAGAGCAGCUCUCCCAAAAGUGGUAAAUAAUUCUAUGGUGAAUAGUCUUGAUUCAGCGUCUGGUGCUUGUCCUUUAAGGGAUAAUGGAAAGAUGCUUUGCUAAAGGGGCAAGAAAUUUAAGAGUGAUCUCAAACUCAGACCUGAAGGCUGAGCACCUCUUAUAUCUGUCCCAAAGAAGGCUAGUUGGGGUACAAUCACCAGCAGUCCUAAGCAAAACAACAACAAAACCCCACACAUGGGAAAGGAAUCUGAUUUUAAAUGAACGUGGAUUGAAACCAGCAUACAUACCAACAAUGUUUGGGUUCCAGGAUAACUUAGAAGCAAGUACUGGAAAAUGUUGUACAUCUCACAGUGCUAAAGGCUCUGCUCAGACUAAUGGGCAGCCCAGUGGACUUCAUCAACAUUAAUUCAGGGAUGUGAUCAACCCAGCAGCUUUCCCCCUGCUUUUUAUGCCAUUCCUAGGUUAACAGUUUAGUUGAAAGAGCAAAUUAUCACAUCAGGGGAUAGAAACUAGAAGGACAAACUAGUUUCCCACUUCCCGACAUGUAAAAUACAAGUGCAGCAAAGCAGAUGUCUGUAUGUAAAAAAUCCCAUUGGUUAUAAAGUUCUUUCAAUAUCAGAAAUAAAAGCCUUCACACUGGCUUGCACUUUCAUAGGUUUUUGUGCUUUAGUGUAAUUUAAUCUUCAUUUGGCCUAUGAGAUAGACUGUUGUAGCUGUGGUGUAAUUGAACUAAUGCUUGAGAAUCAGUAGAAAGUUUGGACAUAGGUUGCUGGAAAUAAUGUCUAUGGAUUGCCUAUUAAAAUAAAGGAAUUCCUAUAAGAGCACUACCACAUAUUAAUAUAAGUACGGCUUGUGCUCAAGACCUUCCUGGUGGAUUUUGUCCUUUGAUAUUAACUCCAGUGGGAUGAGAUAGGUAUCCCAAGUUGGGAAAACAAGAGCAAGAAUGGGAGCCCUUGAUACUGUUGUAUGAUGACAAGUCAGAAAUAAAUUUUAUUGGGGAAGGGGUGGGGUAGACGAACCGCCGAUGGAGUAUAUUAUAAAUCACUAUUAUCUAGAGUAUCUGUCUAUAAUAAAUAUAAAAAAGCACAAAUUUUAAUUAAAACAGAAUAUUGAGCUAAAGAUGACUCUUAUGUAAACUUUAGAACGAUUUAAGUUAGCUUUAAUGCUAUGAUAAUAUUAAAACAAUUCAGGUAGGCCUGGAACUGUCUUCCAAAAUAAGGCUAUCUGGUUGAAAACACUUCUACCGUACUGAUAAGAAGCUUCUUGUACUAAGCAUUUUCAUCAGAUACUCAUCCAGUUUUCUUAUUCUUCAAAAAGCGCAAUUUUGAAGCGUGUUAUUCCACUCAUAACUAGAGAAUAGGAAAUUUCUUUCUUGAGAUUUGGUAGGAAAAUAAGAAAAAGGAAUGAAAUCAAUACUUUUUUCCCCUUUAAAGUUUGGUCUUUAACUGUCCAGCUUUCAGUAUUUGGCAAAAGUAAGAUUUAGGAAAAUCUGAGGUUUCAUGUGCUUGCCUAUUUAUUUAACAAAAAAAUGUAUUUGUCAGGGAUUUCUUCAGAUCAUAAUAUUUACAGGUGGCUGACAACUAACUUUGAAAGAGUAUAUCAUAUAAUAAUCAUGUCUGUAUUCUAACUUGAAUGUGUUAUUUUGCAGUCCUAUAAUUGUAUUGAAAUAUAUCUCUGGUUGCAUGCAUGGUCUGUCCAAAAUUCACCAGUAAAUUGUGCUGAUCUGCUGCUUCAUGGCCAAUAUACAUCCUGGAGGAAAUACCAAGUAUGGCUUUAUGUAUUUUUUUCCUAAUUUCACAUACAAAAAAGUAAUAGAUUUUAUAUUUUCUGGCAUUCCUGUUUAAAGGUUUCUAAAUGAUAAGGGCUACAGACAGGGAGGGGACUGCUUGAAAGCACAGAAGAUUUCCACUGUAGUCAAAAUUAGGCAAAGCAGACUAAUGGUUUAAGCUAACCAAAUACAGCUUAAUAAAAUUGAUAUAGAAAAAACAAACUCAAAAUCACCUGGAACACUACAGUGCUAUAACGAAUUACUAAACUUUUCAUACGUUGAAAGUAUGCGUGCAUUUACUUUAAUAAAAGUUCAGUCUGGAAUGCAUUGAUUUGAUUUUCUUUCAUUUGGCUUUCUUUGCAUCAUCCUAUUUUGUUCCAUUAGUUUGGUAUUUCUUUUCACAGGAUGUAUGCCAUACAAUUUUUUAAAAAAUUAUAACUUAUUUGAAUCAGCUGUUGGUUUAAAUUGUGAUCACAUGCCCUGGAGAUACCAAGACAGAAGUGGAAAAAAUUAUUCUAAGAUGUGUGGGUUGGUCAUUCUUGGAAAUAAGUGAUUUAUUGCAUAUGUUUUCAAAUUUAGAUAGAGAUUAUAAUAUAUGUCAAAUAAUAUUGGUAAAUUUAUUAUUCCUACUUUAUGUUAUGUUCUCAAAUGUUCAAAGCAGAAGUAAAUACAUGUUAUUAUAAUCAGACUCCACAUUCACAGGAAUUUUAAACUUGAUCAUUCAGUAUUUUAUUGCACAUUUUUCUAAUUAACUCUGCAUUCUUGAGGGCUAGAAAUUUUUAAAGAUUGAAAAAUAAUCAUAGAAUAAUAACUAUUUGCCAAAUAUUGUUAAUCUCUGUGCAAUAUAGCCUUUGUAAGUUCGUUUGUUGUUUAUUCCUAUCCUAUCCUCAAUUUUUGGUUCUGUAGACUUUCAUUGAGUAUAUUCAACUUUGACAGUGAAAGGUUUUUAUCUUUAUAGAGAUAUUUGAACAACUUUUUCCCAUAGUUAGAUUAAAGCCAACUGAACUAAGAUAGGAUUUGCUUGCUUAUACUUUAAAUGAAAUUACUGCCAGAUAAUUCUGUUGGAACUGUACUAUAAAGAGACAAACAUAAUUUGGCAAUAGAACUGCUGGGAUUUGCCUUGUUCUCCUUAGUAAGUGUUCUUCCUAACAUUGAUUGCAACAUAAUAAAUUCUUUUUAUUGCUGGAGAAUUUCAAUAGGGCUUUAAACUUACCAAAAGACCCAGGAAAUAGGUGUUAACCAGAACUGUAGAUUAGAAUUAGAGACAUGGUAAGCAAGGGGGUUGCAGUUAGCAUUUCAUAAGAGGUUUUUUUUUCAAAUAUUACUGCUUACUUAAAUAUUAUUUCAUAAUUAUUUAUAAGAUAUCACUGAGGUUUUGAGAAAUCCAAAAUGUUUUCCCAACUUUCCCUGAUAUUUUUCUUAUAUAUUUUAAAGCUCUAUCAGAGGUAAUAUUCUGAGAUCAUUAUUAGCCUGAUUUUAAUAAAUGAUGUUGUAUAGCAGCUUCAGAGUGAGGGCAGAAAAUAUUAUCUUUGACUGCUUGUUAGAAAAAGAGUUAAUAAAUUCCCAACCUUUGUUCAGGGCUAAUUUGAAAAGGUCUCGCCAUGCCUAUUUUGACAUUUCCAACAUUUAACAUGAAUACUGUUGCCAAACCUCAUAUGUCCAAUCCAAGACUCCUUUCUUGUGUAUCAAAAUAAUUUUGAACAGAUAUUACUACAUAAUUUUUAUGUAUAAAUAAUUAUCGUGUUAGAAUCAAACAUGAAAAGCUGGCAAUUUUUUUUCUUUUAUUCAGGUUUGUGUGUUCAGAUAAACCUGUUUAGAUUGUGCCCAGUGUCAUCAGAUUAUCAUCUAUUUGCAUCAUUAUUUUAAUUGACCUCUCAAUCAAAGGAAUAUACUAUAUACAAUAUGUUUGCACAGCUCCCUCUAGCUUUUGAUGAUUUAUUUUUCUGAAUUUCAAAUUUUGUUUCCCCCGAUUCAAGAUUUAGCUAAAAUAAAUCUCAAUCAUCUUUGCCUCUAUAAAUUCACUUAAGAUGAAAGACUAAGAAUUUUUGUCAGCAUGUUUAACUCUUAUAAAAACCAAUAACAAUGAGAAACAUAAAGGUAUAUUUUGUGGUAAUCAAAGGAAUGAGGACAUUUCUGACAUUUCAAAACUUCAUUUUCUUUAUUUGUUAAAAAAAAUCUACAAUGUGGAUUUUUUUGGAAUGAUUUAAAUAUUGUACAGUCUGAUUUUGUUUCCAAUGGGGCAGAUGGUUCUGGAAGAAUAAACAAGCAUCCCAUUAUAGUUACCGCUGCCUUCAGUGUGUCUCAAGCAAUGUAGGAAGACAUCUGUUUACACAAGAGUUUAAAUCCUGACUGUUAGGGAAAUGGAAAUAAGUUAUAUUAAUUAUAUGCAGUUUACUGGUGGACAAAUACCAUUGGGUUUCACCUUCUAUUUCCUCUAAGAGGAAAAAUGUAGAAAAUAGUGAUACAGAUUUACUAAACGGAUUGGUAAACAGAGUUUGUAUUUUUUGACCAAAGUUAUUCAGUAAAAUUAAAGAGAAAUGCUCACUUGAGUUUGGUUAAAUUGGAUUUUAGCUGUAUCAUAAUCUUACAUAUUUGGAAAUAUUAGAGGAAUUUGUAGCCAGUGUAAGAACUGAAAUUCAUUAGGACAUAAUCUAAUAAUCUGAAUAUUUAUUAGCAUAAAAUAAUGGGAAUUAAAUUUUAGAAACACCUUUCUGUUUUGAAGUACAAUGACAUUUUAUUUCACUAUCUCUGACAGAAUUACUGCCCAAUAAAUUGUUUUUCAAAUUAAUGCUACUUAUAUAUUAAAAUAUUUGGACCUAACUAGGUUUAUCAAUUAUAUCCUUUGACCACAUUCAUACCUAGAAUUAAAAUGUUCUGAGGCUUCUUUGAGGUUUAAUAUGAUGCAUCCAAUAUGGCAAAGUGUUGUAUGAGAAAUAGGCCUCUGUGACUUACUCAAACUGUGGUUUUAAAACUCCUGGAUUAAUAUAGGCAGAUAAA